This is a messenger RNA of Caenorhabditis sp. 36 PRJEB53466, 4022 nucleotides long. NCBI's taxonomy places the organism in Eukaryota, Metazoa, Nematoda, Chromadorea, Rhabditida, Rhabditidae. The record is from the annotation of a GenBank genome assembly.
AUGAAAUUGGUGCUAGUUCUAGGAAUAGUACUAUGCACAUUUCAAACGACGAUCCAAGGUGACCGAGACUUUGUCACGAAUCGUGUUAAUUUCAGAAAGUUGUUUUCAGAAAACGUCAUCGCGCAGACGGUCAGAGAUCUAUCGACUCUUUCGCGGCUCAUGAAUGGAAUUGCGAUCCAGACGGCACUGGCGAGGAAUCCGGACAAGUUUUACGCGAUAGUCGCCGAACUGCUGGACAUUGGAUCCGAGAAGACGUUCCGGAACAUUCUCGAGUUCGAUGUGAACGACGUCUCCGGAAAACUCGACGGACUUGUGACGGAGAGUAAGAAGUUGCCGCAGAGUGUCACGAAGAACAUCUCAAGGAUCGGCGAGGCGUUCGGAGUUCUCGGCUUGGCCGGAGUGGCCGAAUUGGAGAGUGCCAUCAAGCUCAAUCUCAAAGAGCAAGAGGACAAGUGGAAUAAGGCUGCAAAAGUUGAUUUGCGCUUUUUGGUGGAUCCCGUUUUUGAAAACGUUCCGACAAAGUUAAGAUACGUUCUUGAGACGCCAAUAACGGAAAACGGAGUAGCGAACACAAACAUACUUCCUGCUUUGAAAAUUCUUUAUAAUGAUCUCAAUUUCUUCACUGACGCUCUGAAGUCUUUUGAUGACAUGUCAAAAUUAACUGAAUUGUGGGCAGUGAGUGGAGCGAAGUCGGAGCUCGGGAAACUGUUGAUUGUCUCUGUGGCGGCUCGAAAGUACGAAGAUAUGAAAAGUACGUUCAGUUCCUUAUCAGUUGAUAUGAAGUCCAUGAAAACGGAUGUCGAUCAUCUUGCCGCGGUGAUGAAGAUAUGCAGGGACAUCGAGAAGACGGCGCAUCUGUCGGAAGUGGCCAGCGGGAUCGCGAAGUCUUCGUUCGAGAGGAACACGACUGCCGGGCUGCCGAACGGAUUGGGCGACCUCAGUGCGAUUUCCACCGAUCUGGAUGGCUCGUGGCUCCGAGACAAGAUCGCCGGCGGAAAGGACAUGAAGAAGCUGGCCAUCGCUCUGCAACCACUGAGGAGCCUGCCGAGCAAGCUGGAACCGAUCAAGACUCCAUUGGCCAAACUUCAAGAGGAUUCUGCGGCACGACAGGCUUUCAGGGACAUUGCUGUCAUGCUACGGAAGACGUCUCUCGUUGAUGACACCAGUCUGUCGGCCAAGUUGGACGACGGAGCUGCGUGUGUGGAGAAGCUGAAGCCGAUUAAAGCCGUAGCUCAAUAUGAAGACUUUGAAGAACUCAUCAACGGAUUGGAUGAGUUUGACACAAAACUUUCCAAACUUCGGACUUUGAUGGACGAAAUUGCUGACUACCCCAAGAAAAUUUUGGCUUUGAAAGAUGUCCAGCUCAGUAUAAAGAAGUCGAUGUCAAAUGAUGAAAUUGAGGCGGAAGUGAACAAGUUGAAAGCAGUAGAAAGCAUCAAUGAGAUUCGUGUAUACCUCAACGAUACAAUGCCGAAGUUCAAGACAAUCGGGAGUACUUAUAUCAAAGAGUUUGCGAAAAAUAUGACUCGGUGGAAUCAAGUGAAUUCCAUUCAAAAAAGUUUCGAAGGGACCGAAUUCGUCGAGACUCUCAAGUGCCUCGCAAACAAACAGAUCGACUCGACUGCCGUAACCGCAUUCGCCGAGUUGGAAAAAAGUAUCCGAGCACUCGGAAGCCAAUCGAAAGCGAGCGAUGCGAAGGAGUACUUGAAGGAUCUGAAAGAAGUGAUCGAGAAGGGAAAAGCGGCGAAGAGCGCGGCGGACGGCAUGAAGAGCAAGAGAAGACGGAGACGACGGAGCAGCGAAUCGGACGAGAUGCUGAAGUUGGCGGACGCGGAGAAGUUGGCGCACGACUUGGGGAGAGGAGUGCAAGUUCUGAGGGAGAUGGGCCAAGUGUACGAGAACGGAGAGAAGGUGAAGUUGUUGGCAGAGUCUGGAGCAGACGUCGACGCGGCCGUCGCAUCGAUUCCGAACGCUCAGAACGUGUGGACGAGUGGUACGAGGAGUUCGAUGAAGGCGUUGGUGAGUCAAGUCGAGACGUUCAAUCAGUUCGUCACAAAGAACGGGAACAAGGACCUGAAGACAACGUGGACACUGUUUGAAGAGGCUCAGAAGAUCUCCGGCGCUCCGAUCGAUGCGAGACUCUUCAAGGAUCCCAUCUCAAUCGAGCUGGCCAGUCAUCCGGAUCCGAAAGUGCAGGCGUCGGCGAAAAUUUUCGAUGAGUUGAGCCACCUCCAACUGGAUUACGCCAAACAGAAACGGUCGGAUUUGAGUGCUGCCUCGCUGACUCUUCCGUCCAUCCACUCCUUCUUCAACGACUUUUUCAGCGACUUGUUCACCAGCUCCUCCGCACCGUCAGUUUACGUCUUUCCUCAAUUCCUCAGUCAAGUGUUUCAGAUCGGACGGAUCGGACGGAUCGGACGGAUCGGACGGAUCGGACGGAUCGGACGGAUCGGACGGAUCGGACGGAUCGGUCGGAUCGGAUGGAUCGGACGGUCCGCCCAUCAAGAUUAUUGCCAUCGGCGCCGCCGGAAUUCUUGUCAUCGCAAUCAUACUCGUUGCAGUCGGAUACUUCGGUCACGAUUGGAUCGUUCAAAAGUAUCGGUGGAAGAACAGGGAACGGUACUGGAUAUACACGGUUGGUCUUGAAAUGAAAAAUGUUUAAAACAAAUUUCUUCCAGUUUCUUCGUGAAGAAUUGUCCGACGAACACGACAUGACAUGUUUGAGGGCUGACCUCUGCUACAACAACUUGAAAGAUGUCGAAAAGUUGCUGAAGAAAGGAUUUAAUGUCAACAGAUAUGGUUCGAUUGCUCUAGUGCAGAAUCUUCAAAAAUUCUAUAACAAUCCGUUGCAGAGUUGAAUACGACAAACCUCCACUUGGCAGUUGAAAAAGGCCAUGAAAAGUUCGCAGAUUUGCUUAUUAGGAAUGGCGCAGAUCGAUUGGCACUGAAUGAAGAGAAGGAAACACCUGAGCAGUUACUGGAGAAAUUGAUCAUGGAAGAAAACGAUGCAGCAAAGAUACACGCAUUUCUGGAAGUCGCGUAUGUUUUUGCAAAGUACGAAGGGAAAAAAUUUCGCCAACGUGAGUUCUUGUUCUGAAUGAAACACAAAUUGUUGGUUUACAGGAGUUCCGGAACUCUAUCCUUCAAAAUCUUUCGCUGUAGUGCUCACGAAUCCAGGAGGAAUGGCUCAUUUCUCAACCAAAUGGCCGAAUCAAGUGUGCGACGAUGUGCUCGGACCGAAAACAAGUCACAUCGUGGUGGAUGUGGAUCAGGACGACGCUUACAAUUUCGAGAAGAGCGGUCACAGUUUGAAGGACUUCAUGACCAACAUUACGAGGUUGGCACUCUCGCAGAAUUCUUUCACUAGUUCUUGUUGCAGUCCGGCCGUGCUCGUCAAGAAGUCCUGGUUGGAUGUAUGUGUGAAGAGUCGUUCGAACUUUCACAAGGACUAUGACCAUCGAGUCACUAAAGUCAGAUUUAACGGAAAAGUUUACGAGACUGUCGACAAAAUGAAGAUGUCGGCUCGCGGUCGAGUGAGUUCCGAGUAACGCUGACUUUCUCUAUUUCAUCUCGUUUCAGGGUAUGCCUUUUCUCACUGGUAUCGCCGUGGUUUACGCGAACAACUCAAAACUGGCACAAACUCCUCAAGAUGCAAAAGUUCUCGACUUUGUGGAAACCCUUCAGCCCAUAAGUGGUGGAGUUUCCUCGUCUUUUGCGUAUGAUCUAAAACCAGCAUAUCACCAUCCAAAUUUGAAACCGAAUUUCGUUGUAUACGACACCCCGGUGAGACCUGUUCUCAUACACAAAAGAAUCUAGUCUUUUUUCAGUCAGUGGACGAUAUUGCUGGAGUUUUCGCCAAAUUCCCGAGAGAGAAAUGUACGAUUAUGUCGAUGAACGAGUUCUGCGCCUUCAUUUUGGAGAUGAAGUCGACUGCUGCCGCCACUACUACUCACACCACCAAAUCGAGCGUUGUGAAAAGCAAUACCACUCGCUCGGCCACCAAAUCUUCAGCUCCGCAAUAA